Messenger RNA from Naegleria gruberi, 510 nucleotides. RefSeq lists its product as uncharacterized. The coding region runs from base 1 to 510 and encodes 169 amino acids. The transcript has a single exon. NCBI's taxonomy places the organism in Eukaryota, Heterolobosea, Eutetramitea, Acrasida, Naegleriidae. The record is from RefSeq and is a predicted model, not a curated record.
AUGUUCCUGAAGAGGCUGCCAUGCCAACUUUGUGGGCUCAACAAAAGAUUGACUCUCUCUCUGCAUUCCCUCAACUGUGCACAAGAAGCUAAAGAUAAGCAAGAAAAGGAAAAGUUAGAAAGAAUUAUUAGUAUGUGGAAGGAAAGAGUUAAUUGGCAUAAGACUGACUUUAAAUUACCUGAAGAAAAGCCAGAAAAGGAAAAGAAAAAGUUGGCUGCAAUGGAUGACUGUAUUUCUGAAUCUCUCUCUGUACAAUCCUCUAGUUUGGAUCGUUGUUGUAGAUGUGAGGAGAAUAGAGAAUGUUGCAGACGUUCUUGUGCACCAUCUCCAAGUUGUGCUAGAGGUUGUUGUUGUCGUUCUGCUAGUCCUUCUUUGAGUUGUUCAGAUAUCAGUUCAGGUCCACCACCACCUUCUGGAGGUGCAGGUAGUCCACCACCUCCUUCUGCUAAGUCAACAGCCUCUCAAGAAGAACCUAGUGUUGCUGGUACCAUUCCAUCUGGUAAUUCAUAA